Molecule: messenger RNA, 2157 nt
Organism: Alternaria atra
Lineage: Eukaryota; Fungi; Ascomycota; Dothideomycetes; Pleosporales; Pleosporaceae
Exons: 3
Coding region: 1-2157 (718 amino acids)
Biological process (GO): proteolysis
Molecular function (GO): serine-type endopeptidase activity
Source: RefSeq, a predicted model, not a curated record
AUGGCGAUGAAGACGGCACUCGUGGCUGCAGGCCUCUUGUUAGGGUCUGCUAGUGCCAUCACUGUUGAGGGCAUGCUAGCUGCGCCUCGCAGAAGUACCGGCAGUCUCAGCCCUAAAGGAGAUCGUGCCUUGUUCUCCGAAACCAAAUUCAACUGGACGUCCGAGAAAUCCAGCACUUCUUGGUACUUCAUUGACACCGAGACUGGAAACAUCACCAAAGCGCCUUUCGGAAGCGACGCCGCGGAGGUUGUAUGGGUCGGUGACACAGAGGACAGCAUCCUCUACCUCAACGCUACGAACGAGGAUAUUCCCGGAGGAGUCACGCUGUACACUGCUGAUCUUAGUGGUGACUCUUUUGAGCCAACACUGGUAGCAUCGCUUCAUGCUCCUCUUUCUGGACUGAAGGCUGUAAAGACCGACUCCGGCAUCAACUUUGUUGGAAACUGCCUUGCUUACGAAAGCAAUGGAACCGCAUACAACCCUGAGCUCGUAACUGCACCAAAGAGCCUUGGUCAGCUGUAUGACAGCAACUUUGUAAGACAUUGGAAUUACUACAUCACUGCCGAACGCGUCGCUGUCUUCAGCGGAGUUCUCAACGGCGGCAACGGAACCUACAGCUAUGGAGGCGAGCUUAAGAACUUGCUUUCUGGCAUGAGCUACACCAUCACACGCCCCGAGAGCCCCGUCCAAGGCUCUUCGAGCGACCCAGCUGACUAUGAUCUGUCUCCCGAUGGCAGCAUGGUUGCUUUCCGUACCAAAUCUCCUGAUCUACCUAAGGCGAACUAUACCGCUAGCUACAUAUACGUUGUUCCAUUUGAUGGAUCCGAGGUCGCCGUGCCGGUAAACGGUCCUGGCACCACUGCCCCCGAGACAGCACAGGGUGCAUCGGGCGCCCCCGUUUGGUCGCACGACAGCAGCAAGCUGGCCUACACACAACAGGAUGGUAUCGAUUACGAGUCCGACAAAUACAAGCUCUACGUUGCUGAGAUUGAUGGCAUGAACAGUCAAGUCCGCUCAGUCGCUGAGGACUGGGAUUCCAGCCCAACCGGUCUUCAAUGGAGUCCAGAUGACGUAGACCUCUGGGUCACGUCCGAGCUGCACGCUUCUGUACGUCUUUGGCUUGUUCCCGAGGACGCGCCAGCCGACUUCACACCCGUCAACUUCACCGGCCCUGACACUGUCCUCUCCGACUUUGCUGUGCUUCCCGACGGCAGCGCUUUCGUGUCCGCAGCCGCCUCCUGGACUAGCCGCAUGUUCUACAAGCAGUACCCCGGUCAAGACAAGCAUAUUCUCUUCACUGCCAACGAAGUUGAUCCUGAGCUCGAGGGUCUCACAUCAGACUCCGUGUCAAACUUCUGGGUCACAAACGACGAUGGCGACGACAUCCAAACCUUCGUCUUCUACCCCACCGAUUUCGACCCGAGCAAGAAGUACCCUCUCGCGUUCAUCAUCCAUGGAGGCCCACAAUCUACCCAGGGAGACAACUGGAGCGUGCGAUGGAAUCUGAGACUUUGGGCCGAUCAGGGGUUCGUCGUUACUGCAACACAGUUCACCGGAUCGCCAUCGUACAGCCAAGCUUUCACCGACAAGAUCCAAGCAAACUGGGGUGGAACUCCCUACACCGAUCUCGUCAAGGUUUUCGAGCAUCUCCGCGACAACGUCGACUACAUCGACACUGAUCGCGCCAUCGCCGCCGGCGCAUCAUUCGGCUGCUACAUGACGAACUGGAUUCAGGGUCAUGACCUAGGCCGCGAGUUCAAGGCCCUCGUCUGCCACGACGGAAAGAUCAACCAGGUUGGUUCCUACGCUACCGACGAGAUCUGGUUCAUUCAACGCGACAACAAUGGCACUGUCUGGAACGAACGCGCCAACUACGAACUCUGGGAUCCCCUUGCGCAUUUCGCUAAUGCUAGCACACCGCAGUUCAUCAUCCAUAAUGAUCUGGACUACCGUGUUGUGCAGGCUGAGGGACUGCAGACGUUCAACAUCUUGCAGAGUUUGGGCGUACCGUCGCGGUUCUUGCAUUUCCCUGAUGAGGGUCAUUGGGUUACCAACAGGCAGAACAGUUUGCUUUGGCACAAGUCCAUCUUCAACUGGAUCAGGUACUACGUUGGAUUGGACGAAGAGCUUUCGAUGGAUGGCGUUAUCACGCAGUAG